This is a messenger RNA of Prunus avium (sweet cherry), 837 nucleotides long. NCBI's taxonomy places the organism in Eukaryota, Viridiplantae, Streptophyta, Magnoliopsida, Rosales, Rosaceae. The record is from RefSeq and is a predicted model, not a curated record.
AUGAACCAAAUUGGCACCUUACAACGUGCUGGUGAUACUCGUUGGGGUUCUCAUUUGAAAUCAAUUACAAGCUUGGUAAAUAUGUUUAGUGCAACAUGCACAGUUCUAAUUAAUAUAAUUGAUAACGGAACUACUUAUUCUCAACGAGGAGAUGCUGAUGCAGCUUAUGAGGCAAUGACUUCAUAUGAAUUUGUCUUUAUCUUACAUCUUAUGAAAGAACUUAUGGAGAUCACUAAUGAUCUUUGUCAAGCUUUGCAAUGUCAAUCCCAAGACAUCAUAAAUGCCAUGAAUCUUGUUUCUUCCACUAAAGCACUCAUCCAAGAAUUAAGAGAUGAUGGAUGGGAUUCUUUGCUUACCAAGGUGAAUUCUUUUUGUGAAGCACGGAACAUAGAUAUCCUAGAUAUGAAUGCUCGUUAUGUUGCAAGACGAGGUCGAGCUCGCCAUCAACAAGAUGAUUUUACGAUUAAGCAUUAUUACAUGAUAGAUAUUUUUUAUGCUGCAAUAGAUUCUCAACUUCAAGAAUUAAAUAGCAGAUUUAGUGAUCAAACAACAGAGCUGCUUAUUCUGGGGUCGGCUUUGGAUCCUCGUGAAGUGAAUAAAUCUUUUAGAAUUGAUGAUAUUUGUCAAUUGGUAGAUAAGUUCUAUCCGCAAGACUUUGAAGAUCAUGAGAAGAUAGAUCAAGAAUUCCAACCGUACGAUGAUGAUGAUGAGCUACUUCCCUCCGGUGGGGUGGGAGUUACUAUAGGGGAAGAGAUGGUUGAAGAACAAAAUCUAACACAUGGGCGUGAGAUGGCUGACGAACGUGAGAGAAUUGCAAAUCUUCUUAUGUCUGGUUAA